CCAUCAGUCUAGACAACAUAGAAUGAACUAGACAAGCUUACGGUCCGACUUAUGCAUCAUUCAUCAUUCCCGUGAUCCUACGCACGGACAUUGACAGGUGGGACAAAUCUUAAAGGGGGGACAAAUCCCAGAAUCGGGGGGACAAAUCCCAGCAGCCAUGUGCUUGGCAUGACAUCACCUCAUCACUGCACUCCAUCCAGCCUUCCACAUGGGUUGCGCCACUUCCCCCUUGUGGACAAGCUAACCAGCAGACAAGGCGGCUGGUGAGGAAUUGGGUCCCAUUGAAAGUCUUUAGCGAGCAAUGAAUUGGAUACUUCACGUGUACUAAUAAUAAAUUGGACUUGGGUAUGGAAAGUCUUAGGGGAAGCAUGAGUGUUAAUCUUUUCUCGAUCGAGAAACCUGUAUGGAAGUUGAGAAUACAUCACGCAAUAUGUACGCGAAUCAAUAAUGCAAGCGAAGAAGCAGAAUCGGCAAGAUGAUACAGUACAAUGCUCGGUGUGGUCUCGCGAUAUCAAGUGGUGUUCAUAAAUUGUACGAUUCAGCGCCCGUAGCCUACAUGUUGUCCAUACUACUUUCAAGAUACUUAUCCAAGCGCCACCAACACCAUGGCACACUAUUCGCAAGUUUAUGUUCCAGAAGUGAACUGGCAAACAAUCUUGCAGCAGCGAGGAGUUCAAAUGUCGUUGGCGUCAAGACGGGUACAAUCUCAGGACCGGUCGACGCAAGUGGUACAGCAAAAAGAGCAUCCGAGAACGCCCCCAGGACUGAAUGAAGUUAUCAUUCCAUUGACUAGACUGCAAGCGGAGAUGCACAAAUUCAGAGCCGAGAUGCAUGAAUUCAGAAUCGAGACGCGCAACAACUUUAAACAAAUCGAGGCAAAAUUGGAUAUCAUUAGCACCAAAGCGGAGAAUAUUGAGAACGGGAAACGGAAUAUUCUGAACCAUCUGCAGGAAUCAAGAACAAAUAUGCCACGAAUGGUGCAAAAACUGCUCUCGGACAUACAGAGAACGUUUAUGGCGGCCCUGGCGCCAACUCAGGACGUAGAGCGUUCAGAAGCCAAUUUGGACCGAGACUGGCUUCUCAAUCAGUUUGAAGAAAUUUCGAAAAUAAUUGUGGCAAGCUGUAAUGCCACUCAGCGACCAAGUCUACGAAAAUUUCGAUCGAUGGGCGUAGGCGAGAACCUCAGCACGCAACGACGAAAACAGCCAGAGAGAACAGCUAGGCGAAAGAAGAAAACUUACAAAUGAUAAGAAUAGCUUCUGACCGGAGCAUCGAGGGAUGAUUACAGUGUACAUGCGAAGGUUUUGCGUAUACAGCGGUAUGACACCAAGUCGCUCCCUUUUAAGCAUCGACGAAGAACUGUGAAGGAGUUUGAAGAUAAGUGAGACAUACUUGGUUAACAUCUUUGGUCAUUUUAUCUAUACAUUAACGGUGUUCGUGAUGUGAAUGGAAGUCACGCAAGUUACACAUAAUGCGAUUAGUUAUAGAAAUGAACCACUUUUUCUUCGC
Molecule: messenger RNA, 1509 nt
Organism: Verruconis gallopava
Lineage: Eukaryota; Fungi; Ascomycota; Dothideomycetes; Venturiales; Sympoventuriaceae
Exons: 2
Coding region: 606-1247 (213 amino acids)
Source: RefSeq, a predicted model, not a curated record